This is a messenger RNA of Cyprinus carpio (common carp), 3263 nucleotides long. RefSeq names its product coiled-coil domain-containing protein 6. NCBI's taxonomy places the organism in Eukaryota, Metazoa, Chordata, Actinopteri, Cypriniformes, Cyprinidae. The record is from RefSeq and is a predicted model, not a curated record.
UGUUCACUUGGACGGAAUACUUGGAAUUUAUUAACUUUUUGAGGCUUGGACAUUUUUGGUUGCAUGGGCUUUAAAUGUAAGCACAAAAAUGAUGAGAGAAUAUUAAAAACAUCUUAACUUGUUCUCCAAAGAUAAACAAGUCUUAUAGGUUUGGAACAUGAUGAACCAACCCAUGUUACCUAGCUGAACAUGUGGUUAACAUAGCUGCUUUCAGCUGAGUUCACGUAACUUAUUUUUAUGAAUUUUAUAAAUGUCAAACAUACCGAAAACAGACCCUGGUGUCCAGCUUUCUUCGGCAGGUUCAACCAUACCAGCGCUGAGAUGAUUAAAUUAACAGCUACCACAUGAUUGCCGUUUAAGCAAAUGUCUAAGCAAUAAUUUACACCUUUAUAAUGAUACCUUGAAUUCUAAACAAACAGUAAGGACUUUAAACAGCUCUAAGCCCCGCCCACUUUCAGAGCGAACCGUUUGAAGGAACCGAUUCGCUCAAAUGAAUCGAAUCACUAGAGGUCGCUGUAGCGAGCGACUCCCAUCCUACAGCAGUAUUUCAUUCCCCAUUCUCUCAUUGACUCACACUGAUGCUCAAUGAUGGCGGAUAGUGCAAGUGAGAGCGACACAGACGGAGCCACCCCUCAGUGCUCCUCAUCCUCGUCCUCCUCCAUCCUUAUCUCUUCGUUUCGUCUAGAGGAGUUGACGAACCGCCUGGCUUCUUUACAGCAAGAGAAUAAAGUGCUGAAGAUCGAGCUCGAGACGUUUAAACUGAAGUGUAAAGCUCUGCAGGAGGAGAAUAGAGACUUGCGCAAAGCCAGUGUCACCAUACAAGCGAGAGCAGAACAAGAAGAAGAGUUCAUCAGUAACACCCUUUUCAAGAAGAUUCAGGCCCUGCAGAAAGAGAAAGAAACACUAGCGGUCAACUAUGAGAAGGAAGAGGAGUUCCUCACCAAUGAGCUCUCGAGAAAACUUAUGCAAUUACAACACGAGAAAGCCGAACUGGAGCAGCACUUAGAACAAGAGCAGGAGUUUCAAGUCAACAAACUGAUGAAGAAGAUCAAAAAGCUGGAGAACGACACAAUCUCCAAACAGCUCACCUUAGAGCAGCUUAGACGUGAAAAGAUCGACUUGGAAAACACCUUAGAGCAAGAACAAGAAGCUCUUGUGAAUCGGCUAUGGAAACGCAUGGACAAACUGGAAGCAGAAAAAAGGAUUCUUCAGGAGAAGCUUGACCAGCCUGUCUCUGCUCCGCCGUCCCCCAGAGACAUCUCCAUGGAGAUCGACUCACCUGAGAAUAUGAUGCGACACAUCCGUUUCCUCAAGAGUGAGGUGGAGCGGCUGAAGAAGAACCUCCGCACUGCAGAGCUACAGCAGACAGAGAAGAGGGCUCAGUACAUAGAGGAAGAGCGCCACAUGCGGGAGGAAAACAUCCGGCUGCAGAGGAAGCUCCAGAGGGAGGUGGAGCGCAGGGAGGCGCUGUGCCGGCAGCUCUCUGAGAGCGAGUCCAGCUUGGAGAUGGAUGAUGAGAGAUACUUCAAUGAGAUGUCCGCUCAAGGCCUACGUUCCCGUACCGUAUCCAGCCCCAUUCCCUACAGCCCCUCCCCAUCCUCCAGCAGACCCAUCUCACCAGGGUUAUCAUAUGCGAGUCACACAGUGGGCUUCACCCCACCAACUACUCUGACCAGAGCAGGAAUGUCCUACUUCAACACACCCGGCCUCCAUGUCCACGCAGGAGCCUCUCACGGCAUUGCAAGACCCUCCCCAAGGAGAAGCAACAGUCCAGACAAAUUCAAGCGGCCUACACCCCCUCCUUCCCCCAACACGCAGGGUGGUGUCCAGCCCCCGCCUCCCCCUCCACCCGCCGUGCACCCGACAUCAUCCCAGGCCGCUCCACUGCAGCCGCAGCAGUCCUUGCAGCCAUAGAUCAGUGAGCCAUCGCAGGGACUGCUUCACUGUAACAUCCCUCAAGCCAAAGGCUUAACAUUCCUCAAUGUCUUCUUCAUCUCGCACUGAAAUCCAUUCAUCUGUGUUGUGUUCAUAGUUCUGUGUUUGGAAGCAUUGAUUGUGUCCACUUAAGAUGGUGUGUGUGAGGUAAAGGCAUUUCCAGCUCAGAGGUAAUGAACAUCAUUUCAGUGUAUAGCACUGUUUUAGAAAGCACUUACUGCUUUGGCAUCAGUGUGUGUCAAGCGAUCUACUGUACGCCUUUAGCAACCAUUGUUUGGUUGUAAACGGACAAAAAAUACUACUUAGGAAAUGAUGUGGUCAUAUAUUUUUCAUAGUUGAGUAUUUUUCCAGUGUUCAGACUCUUUAAAAGUGUCAACCAGAGUGGACCAGCAGGACAUUACAGAAAGCCACAGGUGUGCUUCUGUACUCCAAAUGGAAUCGUGGUCAAAUGGCCUUUUAAGGAUUAAACUGCGGCCCAAUAUCACUUUUGAAUUCUUGGUUAAUAAUUCACAAGCACGUGUCUCAGAAAGUGAUAAAAAAAAGGAGUCAUCCUGCUUAUGCAGCAAUACGUAUUUGGUUAUUUCCUUGUAACCACAUUUUGAAAGCAAGACAGCAAAAUACUUUGCAUUAGUAAAGAGUCCCAAAGAAGUGUCCAGGUCAUAUUUCAUCCUAAAAUCAGGAAGAAAAAAAUGAAAAUGAAAAUUUGUAGGAGCAAUUCCUGUUAUUAGAAUGCUGUACUUAGAUUUGGACUUCAGAGCAAUACAUAUUCUUACAUUGUGGCUUUAUUUUUAAUGAUGAGCACAUUUUCCUUACAUAUUAUAUCAUUGUAAUGGGGAAGAAAAAAAUAUAUUUAUGCAGAAUUGGUGGUUUUUUUUUUUCUUUCUUUGAUUGAUUGAUUGAUUUUGGAGUGAAACAUGACUCCUUAGUAAGUGACUAUUUUUUGCAGUGUUCACAUGAGAACACUCAGUGGUAGAUGAUUUGGUGUUUUGCGGCUGCAGCAGAUGCAAUGCGUUGUUGGCAUCUGCCAGACUUUAAUCUUCCUGGUGGGUUCUAAAAGCUUUUUUCAUAUUUCAGCCAGACACUUAAAACAUCAAAUGGUGUACAUUAGAAAAGACUAGUGUAUGUAAGCAUAGAGCGUUUGUCUCGUUUUUAUUUUUUAUUACAAAUACACCUGCAGCUCUUUUCUGCUAAACAGUGUCUGGUACCACUGUGAAUUUUUUUUUUCUUCCAGAAUAUACUGAGUAAAUAUAACAAUGAGUUUAAACAAUCGUGCAAGGAAGUGAGUUAAAGCAUGUGUAAAUAGACUUUUGUAUACUUGAAAUGAAAAA